AUGUCAUGGAUCUCGGACAAGCUGAUAGAGAUCACGGGCGCAUCGGACGACAUGUUGGUGGACUUCUGCCAGGCGCAGGCCAAGGAGGCAGCCUCAGCUAAGGAUCUACUGACCCAGUUGACUGAUAUGGGUCUAGAGGGGAACGGGAUCAAGUCUUUUGCCUCCGAGUUGUGGGGCAAAUACCAUGUUUCAAAGCCCAAGCCAAAUGUCCCCGUGGCUUCUGCAUCCACCAAGUACGAUCUUCUGCUUGAUCCCGUGGAAAAGAAGCCGUCUCGGCCUCCGAAAAGGGUCUCUGAGGAGUCCAAGAGCACCAAGCGGAGAAGGAGGUACUCUUACAGCGACAGCGAGAGCGAGGAUGACCGCCGAGAGCCCCGAGGAGAGCGACGCGAUGACAGCGACAAACCUGAAGUGAAACAGCAAGCAUAUACCGUGGAUGAUAUCCAUUCCGACUACGACAGUGAGAAAGAUGCACGCGAGCGAGACGAGUUUGCCCAACGGCUGGCAGAACGAGACUCGAAAAAGGGAGGAAAGAAGGACGACGACCGGGCUGCACGCAACAAGGAGCGUGAGCGAAUGGCCGAUGAUCUGGAGAAGCACAGGGAGGAACUGGAUCAGAUGCGAUCCAUAGCUCGAAAGGAGUACCUGUCGAAGAGAGAGCAGCAGCAGCUGUAUCUGCUGGAGCGAGAAGUGGAGGACUUUGAAGACGAUGUGCGCAAGUAUGGUUGGGAAAAUCUCACCAAGGAGGAGCAGCGGGAGAUUGAGUACAAACGUCAGGUUCUCAAGAUUGCCCAGGAAAGAAAAGAGAUUGAUAGAGGUGUCGAUGGAUACAGUAUUCCGGAUGCAUACAUUACUGAAGGAAAACGGAGCUCUGAUAAGGACAAGGACUCACUUAUGAAACGGUAUGAGCGGAAACCCGAACGAGAAAUGGAGGAUGGAGAAUUGUGGGAGCAGAGCAAACGAGGUGACGCUGGUAUUCGAGAAAAGACUCAUGAGAAAGAUAAGGAGGAGGACAAGUACGAGUUUGUUUUUGAUCCCCGUCAGGCUAUCAAGUUCACUGCUGAUACUGACGAGGACAAGGGAAGCAAAUCAAAGAGCGAGGCUGAAAAGGCCAUGCUGAAACAGAUUGAGGACGCAAAAAAGCAUGCCAAGUCGAUUGACGAGGUUCGAAAGUCGCUACCUGUGUACAAGUACCGAGACGAGAUUCUGGGAGCUAUCAAGGAUCACCAGGUUCUUGUUAUUGUUGGAGAAACAGGUUCCGGUAAGACCACCCAGCUUCCUCAGUACCUGCAUGAGGCAGGGUAUACGCAGCGGGGUAUGGUUGGUUGCACUCAGCCUCGACGAGUUGCUGCCAUGGCCGUUGCUACACGAGUUGCUGAGGAGGUGGGAUGUCGAAUCGGCCAGCAAGUUGGGUACAACAUUCGAUUCGAGGACAAGACAUCUGAGAAGACCGUAAUCAAGUACAUGACCGAUGGUAUGCUUCUUAGAGAGUUUUUGACGGACCCUGAACUGUCCGGAUACUCUGCCCUGAUGAUCGACGAGGCCCACGAACGUACUUUGCAUACUGAUGUUGUUCUAGGUCUUCUAAAAGACAUUGCGCGUGCUCGACCGGAACUCAAACUAAUCAUUUCUUCCGCUACCAUGAACGCCAAGAAAUUCUCUGCCUACUUCAACGACUGCCCCAUCUUCCAGGUACCCGGUAGACGGUUCCCUGUUGCAGUUCAUCAUACAGAGAAGCCCGAGGCCAACUAUCUGCACGCCGCCAUCACCACCGUCAUGCAGAUUCAUGCUACCCAGGGCAAAGGUGAUAUUCUUGUCUUUCUUACAGGUCAGGAUGAAAUUGAAAACAUGGCUGAGAACCUGCAAGAGACAAUCAGGAAAUUGGGCUCGAAAUGUCCGCCUAUGAUUGUGUGUCCCAUCUAUGCUAACCUUCCUGCAGAACUACAGGCUCGAAUCUUUGACCCUACGCCUGAGGGAUCCAGAAAGGUGGUUCUUGCUACUAAUAUCGCGGAAACGUCUAUUACCAUUGAUGGAAUUGUCUACGUAAUUGACCCCGGCUUUGUCAAGGAGAAUGUUUUCAACCCAAAGACAGGAAUGGAAUCGCUCAUAGUCACGCCAUGUUCUCAGGCCUCCUCCGAACAGAGACGCGGACGAGCUGGUCGUGUGGGUCCAGGCAUGUGUUUCAGACUCUAUACGAAACGAGCGUUUGAGUCUGAGCUUCCUCCUAACACUACGCCUGAGAUUCUGCGUUCCAAUCUCUGUGGCGUGGUACUGAUGCUCAUGUCUCUGGGUAUUGUUAACAUCUUGUCCUUUGAGUUCAUGGACCCUCCUCCUAAAGAUACCUUGAUCAAAGCGUUGGAGCUUCUUUAUGCUCUGGGAGCCAUCAACGACAAGGGCCAGCCUACAAAGAUUGGACGUCAAAUGGCCGAAUUCCCCACUGAUCCCAUGCUGGCUCGUGCUAUUUUGGCGUCUGAAAAGUAUCAGUGCACAUCUGAAGUGCUUUCGAUUGUGUCUAUGCUUGGUGAGGCGGCCUCUCUGUUUUUCAGACCCAAGGAUAAGAAAAUGGCUGCCGACAGAGCACGAGAGAUGUUCACCAAGCCCGGUGGAGAUCAUCUAACUCUUCUAGAGGUGUUUCGACAAUGGUCGCUGGCCGACUACUCUCAGCAGUGGGCCAAGGACAACUUUAUGCAGUACAAGUCUCUGACUCGUGCUCGAGAUGUGCGAGACCAGCUCUACAACCUCUGCGACCGAGUUGAGAUUGAUCCCGAAGUGUCUGCUGCUGAGCUGGAAGACCCGCAAACGGCGAUUCAGAAGGCUCUCACAGCAGGUUUCUUCCCCAAUGCUGCUCGUCUGAACAGGGGAGGCGACUCGUACAAGACCGUCAAGUCAAACCAGACGGUGUAUAUCCACCCUUCCAGUGUGUUACAUCUGCAGCGGCCCAAGUGGCUGUUGUACCACGAGCUGGUUCUCACGAGCAAGGAGUACAUGCGUAACUGCAUGCCUCUGGAGCCGCAGUGGUUGACGGAAGUGGCUCCGCACUUUUACAAAGAGGCGGACAUUGAGCGGAUGAUCAAGGCGCCUGCCCGAGUCGAGGAGAAGCUGCUUGAGUAG
Messenger RNA from Yarrowia lipolytica CLIB122, 3108 nucleotides. RefSeq lists its product as uncharacterized. Gene Ontology annotation, molecular function: ATP binding; helicase activity; RNA binding. Gene Ontology annotation, cellular component: catalytic step 2 spliceosome; intracellular anatomical structure. Gene Ontology annotation, biological process: mRNA processing. The record is from RefSeq and is a predicted model, not a curated record. NCBI's taxonomy places the organism in Eukaryota, Fungi, Ascomycota, Dipodascomycetes, Dipodascales.